This is a messenger RNA of Rhopilema esculentum, 1207 nucleotides long. RefSeq names its product GPI-anchor transamidase. Gene Ontology annotation, molecular function: GPI-anchor transamidase activity. Gene Ontology annotation, cellular component: GPI-anchor transamidase complex. Gene Ontology annotation, biological process: proteolysis; attachment of GPI anchor to protein. The record is from RefSeq and is a predicted model, not a curated record. NCBI's taxonomy places the organism in Eukaryota, Metazoa, Cnidaria, Scyphozoa, Rhizostomeae, Rhizostomatidae.
CGCGAAUCACGGGUAACCUGCCGGUUGCUGCUGCUGCUAAUGUUGUUUUCAAAAUGGAUGACAAGUUUAUUCGACAUCGUUCACUAUUGCUAUUAAUUUCUUAUUUAUUUUUAAAUCUUGUAUCAGCAAGGCGACACACAAAUAAUUGGGCUGUGCUGGUCAGUACAUCUAGGUUCUGGUUCAAUUAUAGGCAUGCUGCAAAUACAUUAUCAAUUUAUCGCAGUAUAAAGCGACUUGGAAUACCAGACAGCCACAUAAUUUUGAUGCUAGCUGAUGAUGCUGCAUGCAGCCCCCGGAAUCCAAGGCCUGCAACUGUGUUCAAUAAUAGAAAUCAACAUAUCAAUGUUUACGGGGAUGAUAUUGAAGUGGAUUAUAGAGGAUAUGAGGUCACUGUUGAGAACUUCAUAAGAAUUCUAACAGGACGAUUAGAAGACACAGUUCCUCGAUCAAAGAGACUUUUAUCAGAUGAAACAAGCAAUAUUUUUAUUUACCUGACAGGUCAUGGUGGAGAUGGGUUUCUGAAAUUCCAAGAUUCUGAGGAAAUUACAUCGAUUGAAUUAGCAGAUGCAUUCGAGCAAAUGUGGCAAAAGGGAAGGUAUAAUGAGCUUUUGCUGCUGGUUGACACGUGCCAGGCAGAAUCCCUUUAUGGCAAGAUUUACUCCCCAAAUAUAAUCGCUGGUGCAAGUAGUAAAGUUGGCGAAGAUUCGUUGUCGCAUCACGACGACCCAUCAAUUGGCGUGCACGUGAUCGAUUCAUGGACCUAUUACAUCUUACAGUACCUUGAGCAAGUAACCCAAAAUAGCACGCAUUCGCUAGAUGAUUUUUUUCGUGGAACGUCAGAUUAUUCGUUGGUCAGGUCAACUCCAACUCAAAGGACUGAUCUUUUUCAAAGGGACCCUGACAAGACCCCGCUGACUGAUUUUCUUGGAAGCGUUCAUACAGUGCAUUUACAAAGCGAAUCAUUGCCAAUGAUGGAACAAUGUCACAAGUGUAUUUCAAGAGCUGCCGAAGAUGGGCAACAGCAAGCCAAUGCCCCUUUGCACUAUGUCAGUCAAAUGAUCUUUGACCAACAUUAGCGUCGCAAGGCUUCUUGGGAUUCCCGUUAACCCAAGCAUUUGUCGAUGACAUUGGGUACUGUUGUGAUUUAAGUUGCAUUAAUGGAUUUUGAUUCUUGUAUACACUGUCAAACAUCUUUCUGUCGUUCUAA